AUGUCCUUCACUGUACAUAUUUUCUCUCUUCUCUUGCCCACCUACAAUCCCUCCUACACCCAGACUCUAUUAGAAGCCCACUACCAAGCAUCACUUAUUCUCGGAGAGCCGUUCAAACGCGACGCCAUCUUUGAUUUUGGUCACCAGGAGACAAUGGCCGGGGUACACCGACUCCUCCCCAUCAUUCUCGACCACCUCCUUACUCCGCCACCAGAGGAGAGUUACUCCAUACUCCGCAAGUACUCGGGAGCCUUUCUUCUCUGUUCGAGGCUCGGGGCUGCCUUAAACUGCCACGAAAUGUUCUGGAGAAUAUAUGGACGGUACAACUUCUCCGAGUAA
Messenger RNA from Geodia barretti, 339 nucleotides. The record is from the annotation of a GenBank genome assembly. Lineage: Eukaryota; Metazoa; Porifera; Demospongiae; Tetractinellida; Geodiidae.